CACAUGAAGAUGUCGACGAAGUGAAGAAGAAAAAGAAGAAAGUAUUAAGUGAGAAACCAAAGACUAUAAAGCCCCAGAAGAGUGCUGCAGCAAAAGACAAGGGCAUAGAGUUACUGAAUUACAAGAGCCUUCAGAAUGGCAUGUUGUUCCUGGGUUGUGUGAAAGAAGCAAAAGACUUUGAGUUGGCGGUAAACUUGCCUUACGGUUUCACGGGCUACGUCCAGGCAACUAAUGUUUGUGAGGCCUACACCAGAUUGCUUAAUGAGCAGGUUGAAAAAGAUGAACCACUGGAGGCUCUGUCACCGCUCUCGGUCCUGUACUCACCAGGGAUGCUGGUUAGAUGCGUGGUUAGUAGCCUGGAGACCACGUCUGGUGGCUACCACAGCAUCAAAUUGUCUCUGAACCCCAAACUGGUCAAUGCGGAUCUCAUGUCGCGGUCUUUGCAAAUGGGCAUGUUUCUCUGCGGCUGUGUGUCCAGCAUUGAAGAUCACGGAUAUCUCAUAGAUGUAGGGAUUGGAGGAACUAAAGCUUUCUUGCCGCGUCAGAAGGCCCAAGUGUACCUAAAUCAGACAAGUACAGCUGCAUCUCUGCGGGUCGGUCAGUAUUUAAACUGUGUGAUUGACGAAGUAAAGAACGAUGGCCGAAUUAUACGCCUGUCCAUCACGCAGUCUGAUGUGGCAGCAGCUAUUGCCACAGAGGAGCAGGAGUGGACCCUGAAUAAUCUUCUGCCAGGUCUGGUGGUAAAAGCUCAGAUUCAGAAGAUCCUAACUGACCGAGUCAUCCUAUCCUUCCUGUCCUCCUACACUGGGGUUGUGGAUUUCUUGCACUUGGAGUCCAAGAAAGUCAGUUCUUACAAGGAAGAUCAGACCGUGAAAGCCUGUAUCUUAUGGAUUGACAGAUCUUCCAAGACCAUCAGACUGACCCUCCACAAGUGCUUCUUGCAGCCCGGGGGCUCUGUGAAGCAGCUGAGCAGUGACUGCAUCGGCACUCUGUACGAGAGCUGCACAGUGAAAUCCUUGCAUAAGAGUGCGGGCGCUGUCUUUCAGAUCGAUGGAAAAGAAUUUGGUUUUGCAUUUAAGAAAAACCUUGGUGUUUCAAAGUCAAAACCUCUGAAUACGUUCAACGAAGGAACAGUCCAUAAGGGGCGAGUCGUGGGCUUUAGCCCUAUGGAUGAGAUACUUCUGCUGUCUUUCAAAGCAGAUGUUAUUGGAAACCUUUAUUUGAGGCUUGAAGACGUGCAGGUUGGACACAUUCUGGAGGGUACUGUAAAUAGUCUAACACCGGUAGGAAUGGUAGUGGAUAUCACAAAGCGCCUCAAUGGCCUUGUACCUACGCUUCACCUAGCCGAUGUCACCCUGCACCAACCAGAGAAGAAAUACACUCCUGGGAGCAAGAUCAAGUGCAGGGUUCUAAGUGUGGAUCCAUCAGCCAAGAAAUUGAUCUUGACCAGGAAAAAAAUUAUGAUCAACUCACAGUUGCCUAUCCUGACCACCUACCGCGAUGCUACACCUGGUCUGGUCACUCAUGGCUUUAUUUGGACAAUAAAAGAUUUUGGAUGCAUUGUCAAGUUUUAUAACAAUGUCCAAGGGCUGGCGCCGGUUCGGGAGCUGAGCUCUGCAUUCAUUUCCUCACCAGAAGAAGUUUUCUAUAAAGGACAGGUGGUUAAAGUAAGAGUAUUGGAGUGUAAUCCUGAGAAAGAGACUCUUCUGCUGUCCUUCAAGAUCUUAUCCGACGAGGAGACUGCAGUCAAGAAGACCAAGUCUUCCAAAAAGAGCAUUGAAUAUGGGAAGAUUGUUGAUGUGAGAAUUGUAAGUAAGGCAGACGAGGGGCUCGAUGUGCUGAUUCUGCCUGAGGAAAGUCCUGCGUUUCUUCCUAAGGCUCAUCUUUCUGAUCACAUCGCCAUUAGUGAGCUCUUGUGGCACAGUUUGAAGGAGGGUGAUCCCCUCACUGGAGUAAUGGUCCGGAGCCUGUUCAAAGGCAGAACUAUACUAACCAGAAAAUCUGCCCUGAUCUCCUUCAUGGAAAAGGAGCCGGUUGUCAAUGACGUCUCUAAAGUGACGGUUGGGAUGGUGUUCACCGGAUUUGUGAAAAAUAUAAUGCCGUAUGGUAUCUUUGUGGAGUUCCCAUAUGGAUUUAUUGGUCUGGCUCCCAAAUCGAAAAUCAGUGACAAGUUUGUGACGAACAUCCAUGACCAUUUUGCGCUGGGGCAGACGGUGGUUGCAAAAGUGACAAAUAUAGAUGAGCAGACGAGACGCAUCCUGGUAACCCUGAAGAUGUCCCAGUGUGCCCCCGACGACCGCUCGGCCGAGAGCUUUUCACGUCUGAGCCAGUGCUUCAGAGAAGUCCAGCUCUCGAGGAGUCUUCUUAGCAGAGAUGAGCAUCUGGAGGAUGGUGAGAGCAUUUACUCAUUAGUCCCAGGGAAGAAGCUGACCCUCGUAGUUGAGGAGGUGAAGGAAGAUGGUUCAGUCCUGUUUGGCGUCAGUCGGAUCUCUGGUGCUCAGAAAAUAUCUGCAGCUCAACUUCAGGAGAAAGCAAAAACGUUGGUCACAGGACAGAAGGCAAAGGUUGUGGUGCUACAUGUCGAUCUCCUGAAGUCCCAUGUUCACGUCUCUGUGGAUGAGACUCUUCUGAGAAAACCUAAAGACACAGUUGUUGAAGGCACAACGCAUUCUGCUGUGGUACAGCACGUGGCAGAAGAAUUUGCAGUCGUGUCCUUGGAAGACACGGCUCAUCUUGCAGCUAUCCCACUCACAAGUCACUAUAAUGACACUUAUCGAUUUGACUCAGAAAAGUUACUAUUUGGAGAGAAAAUCUUGGCGACAGUGAAGAGUUCCAGUACUGAUGAAUAUGGCCUCCUCCUGGCAGUCCAACAUACCACUGGAGCGGAGGAAAAGCUCCACAAAGCCACUAUGGCCCUUGUGAAAAAGAAGCCAAUGAUUGGGGAAGUGGUCACGGGGACGGUAAAAAGUGUGAAGCCCACUAGUGUAAUGGUUUCUGUAACUGAUAAACUAGUUGGGGCGAUCCAUGCCUCCCAAAUAUUGGAUGAAGUGCCGGACGGGGUCCUCCCUACGUCCAAGCUGAGGAUUAAGCAAAAUGUAACCUGUCGGGUAAUAGGAGGACGAGAUGUGAAGACUCACAGAUUCCUCCCAAUUACUCACCCACAUUUGAUGAAGUCCAUUCUGGAGCUCAGUAUCCUCCCGAGUCUGAUGGACACCAACGAGAAGAUUCCAAACCUCAGAUCUGUGAAGAUGUACUUGCCUGGGGAGAAGGUGACCUGCUUUGUGGUCAAGUACAAGAAGCAGGAAAAGCAUCUCGAGGUGGAGAUCACUCCUGCCAUCCAUGGGCGAGUUGAACUCCUUCUGCUCUCGAAGUCAAGCAAGGUAUUGAAGCGGCCUGAAAGGUAUUUCAAGCAAGGGCAGGCAGUGUCGGCUACUGUGGUUGGAACGGGCUUUUCCCCAAGAGCACUCCCUCUGUCGCUCAUAGACAUGCACGCCCUGACAGAAGGUUGUGUGACCACUGGUUGCGUGAAAAGCAUAAGCCCAAACUCUGGUUUAGAAAUAUCAUUGCCCUUUAAAAAGACCGGAAAAGCCAGCCUCUUCCAUUUGGGCGACUGCUAUGCUGAGAGUCCUGUGAAGAACUUUACCGUCGGGAUGUUUGUCAGGUGCUACAUACUGUCUGUGGAAAAGACCAUUGAGGUGUCCCUUAGGAAGUCUCGGACAUGUCCAGAGUCUGCGAAUGAAGUGACGGAUAAAGAAAUCGCCUCCGUAGACAACCUGGAGGCAGGACAGUUGGUGUCAGGUUUUGUUGGAGCGGUUACAGAAAAGGGGAUCUUCUUCCGGUUAUCGGGCUCCAUUGUCGGCCGUGUUGAGUUUAGGCAUGCUAGUAAUUACUUUAUUGAAGACCCUAAAACAUACUCUUCAUAUAUCCCAGAAGGAGCCCUGCUUACAGCCAAAAUUCUGUCAAUUGACAGAAAAAAGCAGCACUUGGAGCUCUCCCUUCUCUCUAAGGACACGGGAAAACCAGAUGUCAUUCCAAAGUUGGAAAGUUUCACCUUGAGGAAUAAAAUGCUUUCUAAGAGGAGGAGAUCAGAGUCUGAAAGUGAAGACAAGGUCACUAAAAAGAGAGCAGAAGAAGAAAACACAAGAAGAGCCUCAAGAUGACGAGGACAGCGGUGUGGAGGUUUACUGCAGAGAGAAUGAAACCGAAACUGAAAAAACUAACAAAAAAAACACGGCUGAUGGUAAGCCUCCUGCCCCGCGCCUCCAGGUGUCUUCUGGAUUCUCCUGGAAUGUCGACCUAAAUAACCUCAAAACUUCUAUAGCUGGUGGAAACCAGAGCAGUUCAGACAGUGA
Messenger RNA from Bufo gargarizans (Asiatic toad), 4352 nucleotides. RefSeq names its product programmed cell death 11 (gene PDCD11). The record is from RefSeq and is a predicted model, not a curated record. The transcript is spliced from 29 exons. Gene Ontology annotation, biological process: rRNA processing. Gene Ontology annotation, cellular component: nucleolus; small-subunit processome. Gene Ontology annotation, molecular function: RNA binding. Bases 141 to 4160 code for a protein of 1339 amino acids. NCBI's taxonomy places the organism in Eukaryota, Metazoa, Chordata, Amphibia, Anura, Bufonidae.